This is a messenger RNA of Trachemys scripta elegans, 5823 nucleotides long. RefSeq names its product niban apoptosis regulator 2 (gene NIBAN2). The transcript has 14 exons. NCBI's taxonomy places the organism in Eukaryota, Metazoa, Chordata, Testudines, Emydidae. Bases 49 to 2520 code for a protein of 823 amino acids. The record is from RefSeq and is a predicted model, not a curated record.
CCCCACACCGCUGGGAUCUCCCCUGCGAGCAUCCAGCCCCUGUCCGCCAUGGGCGAUGUUAUCUCCACUCACCUGGACGAGAGCCGGCGCCACUAUAUCUCAGAGAAAACCGGGAAGGUGCUGGGGGAAUUCUGCCAGUUUUACGAGGAACAGUAUGGCGUCGCGCUCUUCAACAGCGUCCGGUAUGAAAUUGAGGGCAACGGAGGGCCGCAGGCCCAGCUGCUCCACCGCAAGGUCCCUCUGGAGGACCGCGUCAUCAUCUCGGGGAACCUCUUCCAAUAUGUGGAGGAAAACAAGAAGUGGCGAAACCGCUUCAGCGUUGUGCCGCACAACUACGGCCUGGUGCUGUACGAGAACAAACUGGCCUAUGACCGAGGGAUUCAGCCUCGAAUAGUUCUCAACAGCGCCGGCUACAAAAUCCUCACCUCGCUGGACCAGUAUCUUGACCUUGUCAAUAGCAGUUUACCAGGGACAGCCCCCAAAUCCGGCAAUGCCCCGAUCCUCAAGUGCCCCACCCAGUUUCCUCUCAUCCUUUGGCACCCGUACUCUCGUCACUACUACUUCUGCGUGAUGACCGGGAAGGAGCAGGACAAGUGGCGAGCGGUGUUCCAGGACUGCGUGCGUCACUGCAACAAUGGGAUCCCGGAGGACUCCAAGGUGGAGGCCCCAGCCUUUACAGAUGCCGUCCGCAUGUACCGGCAGUCGAAGGAGCAGUACGGCACCUGGGACAUGCUCUGUGGCAACGAGGUCCAGGUCUUGAGCAAUCUGGUGAUGGAGGAACUGGUCCCAGAACUGAAAAACAUGAUCGCCCCCAAGCUGAAGGGCAAGGCCCAGGAGAGGCAGAGACUCUGGAUACAGAUCUCGGAUGCUGUCUACAGGCUCGCCUAUGACCAGAUAAAGGCGCACUAUGAUGCAGUGGUGACAAAAUGUGAGCUGGAGCGUCCCAGAAUGGAGAGCACCAUUCGCACGGACAUGGACCAGAUCAUCACAGCAAAGGAACACUUAGCCAGCAAAAUCCGAGCUUUCGUGCUGCCCAAAGCAGAGAUCUGUGUCCGAAACCAUGUGCAGCCCUAUAUCCCUUCCAUCCUGGAGGCGCUGAUGAUUCCCACAAGCCAGGGUUUUGCCGAGGUCCGGGAAGUGUUCUUCAAGGAGGUCACUGACAUGAACAUGAACGUAAUCAACGAGAGCGGGAUGGAGAAGCUGGGAGAGUACAUGGAAAAGCUCUCCCAGCUGGCCUUCCACCCUGUCAAGAUGCAGUCCUGCUAUGAAAAGAUGGACCAGCUGAAACUGGAGGGGCUUCAACAGAGAUUUGACGUCUCCAGUGCCUCCGUGUUCAAGCAGAGGGCCCAGAUCCUCAUGAGACAGCAAAUGGACGAUGCCGUUCACACGUUCGGGACGCUCCUGCACCAGGAGCUGGCGAAGAUGCUGGGCAAGGAGGAGCUGUGCAAGUCAAUCCAGCGGAUCCUCGAACGGGUGCUCAAGAAAUACGACUACGACAGCAGCACCGUGCGCAAGAAGUUCUUCAGGGAAGCCCUGCUCCAGAUCACCAUCCCCUUCCUGCUGAAGAAGCUGGCGCCAACCUGCAAGGGGGAGUUACCAAAGUUCCAGGAACUGAUCUUCGAGGACUUUGACAACUUCAUCCUGGUGGAGAACACUUACGAGGAGGUCGUGCUGCAGUCGGUCAUGAAGGACAUCAUGCAGGCUGUGAAGGAGGCAGCGGUGCAGAGGAAGCACAACCUGUACCGGGACAGCAUGGUCAUGCACAACAGCGACCCCAACCUGCACCUGCUGGGUGAGGGCGUGCCCAUCGACUGGGAAGAGGAGUUCGGCAGCCAGCCGGACUCGGACCCGUCCGCCGAGAAGCGCCGCAGAGCCAGGCAGGUGGUGUCGGUCAUCCACGACGACGAGGGAGCCCUGCCCUACGAGGCCGGGGCGGAGGUGCUGAUGCACCAGGUCUCCCAGGAAGAGCCUGGGUCGGAGGAGCUGGAGGCCUGUCCUGCCCUUGCUUCACCGGGUUCUCCUGACAGCGUGCAGGGGAUACGGGGGAUGCUGGUGAAGGAGUUCUGCGUGGAGACCCCGGUCCCAGCAAGAGAGGAGGCAAAGGAACCGCUGACGAAUGGUACAAUAGUCCAGCAGAGCGGCAGCUCUGAGGAGCGCGGGGUGGAGGGAGCUGCCCAGAAGGCCGAGGAAGGCCCUGGUUCAUUGGAACACUCCGUCCAGCAUGAUGCUGCCUCCCCGGGCCCAGUGAACCCGGGGGUGGAGGAGCAGGAAGCCAAGCCAGCCAUGCCCGCCGCUCCAGCCGAGCCGCCUGCCCUGACAGCUGCCUCGUUGCUUGCUGAGGGGGGAGUUGAAGUGAACCGCCACGAACCCAACGACAAGGAGACGGGGGAAGAGGUGUCCACCCAGGCCCAUGCGGAGAAGGUGGAGCCUGCCCAGCCGACCACCGAGAACAGCGCGGGGACCACCGAGAACAGCGCGGGGACCACUGAGAACAGCGAGGGGGUGCAGACUCAGUUCUAGGUCAGCCCCCCCCCGGUCGAGAUCCCUGCCGGCUGUGUACACUAUGUGCCGAAGGUGGACUGGAGUCAGUGAUGCCAGGGGGGCGGAUGGGGCUCGUAGGCUGGGCCAGUCGCUGGCACUGGUAGCUGUUACAUUCCCAGUUUCUGAAGCAGACUCGGCUUCGGACACCAGCGUCCCAGGGAAGGGGGUGGGGGGCGCCACCAAGAUGUAAGAUCUCCUAAACUGCACACCCACUUAGAGGGGAGCUGUGUGCUGGCCAGAACCAAGCCGCCACACUGGCCAAGUCAUUGCCCCUCCUCCCAGGACUCUAGCUCGGUAUAGGAUACGCACACCUUGCUCCGUCUUACUUUGUUGUUUUCCCUUUGUUGAAGAGACACUUUACUGCAUUACUCAACUAACAAGAGUGUGACUGUGGGACUGUCUGGGGUUUCCCCUAGGCAGGAGCUCCCCAGGACAUCUGCACAGCGUAUGCCAGCGGGCGCCUGGUGCCCUGGGGGAUGGGUUUUGUAGGGAUUCCCCUUCCCCUUCCACCAAUCCAGCCCUUCCCUUCGUCUGAUACUUCUCAUUCCAACCAAAGAGGUCAAUGCUGCACGCCACGCUGCUUUGUCAAGCACGGCAGCUGCAGUCAGAGGCCACCUACCGGUAUCCAGCAUUUCUCCUCCGAACAAGCCCGCAUCCAGGAGCCCGGCUGAGAUAGAAUGUGCACUCCCCCCCUUCUGUCCUUGCAAAUGCUGACCACCGCCCGCCCUGGAAAGAUGCACCUCUUCCCCGAGCCAAAUGGCCAAUGGGAUGUCCCUUGUUCGCUACUAAGUACUGUUCAAGCCAGCGCCAUGACUUUAACGUGUCUUGCCGCACGCUCUGGCAGAGGGAGGGUUAAAUGAGUCACAAACGAACUGGAAUCCGUCUUUUCUGAUUGGCCCCUAAAGAAGGAGAGUCAACGGCGGAGGAUGGGGCUGUUGCAUAGUUUCCGGCCGCAUUAGUGCAUCGCUGAAGAAUCAAUAGAACUAGCGGGUGUGGGUAAUACAGGGCAGCAUCUGAACCCUGUUGCUCCUGGCCUUCCUCGCAUGUGCUGGUCUGACUGGGGGUUCCGCUGAUGGCUCCAAAGAUUGUCUGCUUGUAGGGUCAGUUGAGGGAUGGAAAGAGCCACAAAUCCCUCUCCGCUAUCACCAUCUCCUCCAUGUCCCUCCUCCCGUUAUACACACAGGUUAGGACUGUGACGUAAACUUGAGAGUUCACCCCUGGGCUUGCGGGAGAGAACUGGUGGCCGUGGAAAGAGACGACGAGGAUGGUUGGUCGUGCGUAGAUUGAGCUGUAAAUGACCGACACUAUCCAGUGCCAUUCUGCUCCUGGGAGCUUUUAGUGGAUGCUUGAGUCCCUUGUUCAGUUAAAAACGGCUAUUGCGAUACAUCUCUGAAGCUUUAGAACCAGCCACUUAUUUUUCUUUCCUCCCCUCGCUUCUGGUAUGUGGUUUCUCCAAAGCCCCAGUGAGUGGUGGCCCCGCCACUCAUCCCUUUCCUUGCAAGCCCCCUGCAGCCUUGAACCUACCGAAGAUGGUCCCCGACAAGCUUAGCUGGUUUGUUUACAAAUGCUAAUGGCCACAUGAAUGUUGUUGAUGGACAGUCUCCUUCCCUUUCCUUAAAACAUGGAGGGGGUAAGGGGAGAGAGCGGAAACCUCCUUGGAAGGCCAGGGUAGGUGAAAUAGUGUUUUCGGAAGGGAAUGAAGAGGAAGUUGGCUUUGCAGGGAGAGAAUUAAAGGUCCCAGAGAAGGCCAGAAAUCUAGGUGCGUGGUUCAGAGGGAGAGAUCUACAAGGGCAAGUCUUGACAGAACUGCCCAGUGGAAGCUCCCAUUGCACUGGAGAGGAGAGGGGGCCGCAGGCUGGCAGGGACGUUGUAGGACUCUGGCUGGUUGCUAAUCGGCGAUUCCCUCCUGCAGUCAGGAAAACCUCUAAAUAUGGGGGAGGGUCUCGCUUUCAUUUUCCCACUGGGUCCCUAGUUAUAGCUCUUCUUCCCCCCCCCCCCCCCCAUCCAACUCUUCUGGAAAAGCUCUGCUGAGAUUACAUCCUCUUCCCAGCACACACAACAUGCUGGGAAUAAAUCUCCCCUGUUCCUUUCCGAGUCUGUGCUACCCUAGGACGCCAACUAAAUCCACCCUGACCCCCUGGAGGUAUUUGACUUUGCUGGGGUCACAUGACAAUGGGGUCCCUUAAUGGUGCCCAGUGUGAAGCCUGUGCCUCAUGGUGGGCUUAGCUUGCAUUGCAAGAGUUAAGUUCUCCUGGAAACACCUGUCAUGGUAGGAGGAGAGGAGAGAAAGGAGGUUCACUGGCUCUGUCUGACCCCACUGGGCUUUGGGGUCUGCAAACAAGUUAAACUGCCGGGAUGAGGUCACCUUAAAGCAAAAGCGUAGACUGUUACAUGGGUCCUAUUGUCCUUGCACCAGGAGUGAAGGAGAGGGGAGCCCUGUAGUUUUUCUGUCAAAGGCAGGACCGGUGGAAGCGUGCACUGGAAUCCAGCUCCAGCCGUGCUCUGGCCAAGCUCCCAGAAAGGCUCCGACGGAGUUAGCCAGGGUCUUUCAGUGGAGAUGGUCAAAUGACUCCUCUGUGUGGGCACAACCCAACUCGCCAGACGUCUGCUCUCCGUGGUGCCCUUUUCAGGAGGUCGGGGUGUGGGGAGAGCAGAAACAUUCCCUGGCCAAACGCAGGGGAUGGCAGAGGCUGCUGAAGUGGGUUUCUCCAGAUCUCUCUCCAGCAUCUCCAGUACAAUCCAAGUACAAUUGCAUUGAGUCAGACCUCCAGCCAGGAGCUCAGCUGAACACUAGGGGUGGUAUAUAACCCAAUACGCAAUGGGACAUCCAUGCCUCUCGUGGGUGACCUGUGUCUCAGACUUCCAUUAACGCUAAGGGGAACUGGGGACAUGUAGCUAGCUGGGGAAUCAACUCAGCAGACACACGAGCUGCAUGCAGGUAAUGUAAUGUAAUGUUUAAAACAUGAGAUACAGCUGAAACACCUGAUGUGUAAAGUCUUGUGAAUGAGCUGCUUAGACCUUCAAUGCAGAAUAUGGACCAGGAGCCCGGCCUUCGAAUCCUUUCCUCUGCUACAGAUACAUUCCAACUUCCAUGUGUAUUUUAGAUGCCAUUUUUUCUAUUUUUAAAUGGGUGGUGCCCAGUCUAAACCACUUGGGGCCUCCCAAAGUGCCUUGCCUUGGGAAUCAAAACCUGUCUCUUCCAAGAUAUUUUAUGGAGAAUGUUAUACAAAUGUUUAAAAUAUGCUUCUAAGAAUAAAUAAAACCCAGCUUUAUUUAAAGCUA